UGGAUCAACAGAGCUGAUCAACAGUCGGAUCAACAUGAAACUGAAAUUUAGCAAAUCUUGAGCGAAACUAUGUCGUUAUUUGGUCGUUUAAGACUGGCAAAAACUUCAUCUUCCCAACAACGGAAAUCUCAGUCUUCCGGAGAAGGUAUCAAGAAUGCUUCGGUAAGAAACCCUUCUUUAUUUCCAAACAGAGCUUAAAAGUUUAUUUGUGAUCUCACUUCCGUAUCACCUAACGUUGAUCGCGAAGCUAGUUUUUGUUAUAAUUAUUCCUUAAACCUGACCAUGCUAAAUUAAAGCUUUUAUUCUCUUAUUUUUUAUAUAAAGAGAUGCUAUAGCCAGCUGUUGUUUUGUUUAAAUUAAUUAAAGGCUCCUUUAACCAUGUCGUGGUUUUAUGUUAUCCUUUGUUUAUUUUCGGUAUGUUGUUGCUUGUUGCUGACAUGUGCUUAGACCUUGGAAGGUCUCGUUACAUGAAUCAUUUUCGUUUUCUAUAGCAGGGUGAAAAGAGAGGAAGCAGUGAGACUGAGGCAUCCUUAUUUAGUGGUAUGACAUUAACAGCUAGCCCUGCAACUGAAAUGGCUGGUGAACUGAGUUUCACUGGUGACAGUGAUCGUGACCUUAUGUCUACAAAACAGGGUACCAAGUCAACUGGAGUAAAUACCAACAGGACAGUAAAUCAAAAUGUCUCAACAGUCCUUGGUAAAUAAAUCUUAACGAUAAUUCAGUCGAACCUCUCCACAAUGGCCAACUUGUGGACAAAAGAAAGUGGCUGUUUUGGAGAAGUGCCCAUUAUGGGGAGGCAGGGGUGUAAAAUGACAAUUUUUUUAGGGAGUACAGCAUGUUUAUUGUGCUAAAUUCAUGCUUACAGCUGUAUCCCAUAACAGUAAUCCAAUCAUAUAUAAAAGAGAGAGAUAAAAUUCGCCAAAAAUUUGAAUGAUGUUUGGAAUCAAAAUGUUUACGUGACCAAACAAGCAAAGUUCGCAACACUGGCUAUAAGUAUUAUAGAAAAUUUAUGCUUACUGGAGCAGUAUAAAUUAAUGGAACACAAUCAAAAUAAUAUUGCCACGUUUAAUCAUCAACGAACCAUAUGGAUCAAAUUUCAUGACCAUUCUUAAAUUUUUUAUCAGUCCCUGAAAAAACUGGCUGUUUUUGAGAGUUUUUUUUGGCAGUUGGGGACGCACUUCAGUGGCCCUUGCCGUUGUCGAGAGGUGGCCAUUAAAGAGGGUUUUAAACAAGAGUCAAUUUAUGGACUGUCUGCCGAAACAAAAAAAAGUCCUUUGUGGAGUGGUGGCCAUUGUGGCGAGGUGGCUGUUAGUGAAGGCUUGACUGUAUUAUUACUAUUCAGGGAAUCUAGGGUUUGGGAGUAUAGUGUACCAUAAGAAACGGUUUCAGUUAUUGUUUUUCUCACAGAAGUCACUGCAAUGGUCAUUGCAAUGUUUUGACUGCCUGCUGCAGUUCUUUAUCAGGUGAUAGUGUUGAUUUACUGAGUGGGACUAUUAGUACCAAUAUGGUUGUUAGUGAUUGGUGUAUCAGGAAACACAUUCGUGUUUAGUACUUUUGAUCCGAGGCGUUGUUGGCAUUAUUAGAGGAGGGAACUGUUCCCCUAGCAGUUUGCUGUGGUUCCAAUUGGUUAUUGGGUUGCGUGAUCUACUAUGAUGGUGAACUGUGGCUUUGAACUUUAUUUAACAGUGUCUUCAAGUUAAAAUUACUGAUAAUUUUUGAGGUAUAUACUAUAGUACCCAUCUUCCAGUUUCUGGUAUAAAGUAAAGAUGUUGGGAAAUUUUGGUAUUGGUGUGCCAUUAUCCCAACCCUCUUUGGCAUCCCUGAUCGUUAAUGAAGGCUAUACUGACUGAAAUUCCAUCCAGAUGUCACUGUUUUAGAAGGGUUUUCUGAAUAAGGAUGAGGGACUAGACCCCAAAAUCCCAGCCAUUUACAAUCCUCUUCUGGGAAUAGCUAACAGCCCUUCUACAAGAUACAGGGUUGUCACUAAGAUUUCAAGUUUCCACGUAAAUACAACAAGUAGGUGGGGAAUCAAACGACUAGGGAUGUCUUUUGGUUCUAUUUUUCUUCUAUUUUCCAAUAAAAGUAGCCGGGGGCCACUCUCUUAGUAGCCGGGGAAAAUCCCCGGCCCCCAGCUCUUAAUGACAACCCUGAAGAUAACCUUAUUUUACUUUGCUAAUGAAGUUCAAGCAGUUUGAAUGAAAUAUUUGAUUUGUUUGAAAUUGUUACUCUGAGCUUUGGAAUUUGUUUGCUAAAUGUCUUUGCCAGAGUAGGUGAAAACCCUUUUUUGGUAACUUCUUCUCUUUACUUACUGUAUGUUGUGUUUUAAACUAAAACAAAUAUCAGAUAUGCCAGGGUCUGAAGUUUUGCCAGAACCAAUACAACCUAUACCAGUCAAUACCUUACAGCAAGCUGGUCACUCAGCAGCAGCAAAGAAGAAAAAGACUCGACAAACCAUAAGGCCUGGUUAUGCAAGGCAAUCUGACUCUAAGACUAGGUAACUAACGACACAAGCUACUUGUUAAAACUUACUUCUUACUUGGACUUCCUUUGCUUUCAGUGUCAUUUUCUAUCGCUCAUCAUCAUCAUGACAUCAUCAUCUUCAUCGUUAUCAUUGUCAUCAUCAUCAUCAUCAACAACUUAACGUCAACAUCAUGACCGUCACCUGCUUUUUCACUCCGUACUAGUUACACAACCUCUUUUCUAUUUGUGCUCUAGACACAUAACUGAACAAAGUGAAGAGGUCCAGGCUACAGAGAUGUCUUGUGAGUCUGUGGAAAAAGGAGGAGUUAUGACAAAGCAAGGUAUAUGUAUGAACCUCAUAGUACCAACAUGUGCUCAUUAAAAAAGUUUAAUUUGCAUCAGUUUUACCUUUAUUGUUUGUGUGAAAAACUGUGGAAAACUUUAAAAAGUAGUAGUGCCGAGACUACCAUAUAAAGCUUGGUUUUCAUACAAUCAUCAUGAUUGCUGAAAGAACUUCAUUGAUCUCAGCAUUCACUGAGUGCAGUUCAGUGAUCACAUUAAAUAAAAACAUUUCCCAGAGAAAGUUGUGACAUUGAUUGCUGAGAUAAUCUUCUGUUCGAUUGUAAGGUUUGUUUCCAUUAUUUUAGUUUGAUUUCAGUGUUCACCUUUUUUUCUGGUGAUCAUAUUGUGAGGGUUAACAAAAGUCUGACAUGAAAAUUAUUAUAGUCUAUUGGAGUCUGCUUUUGUUUUGAAUGCCAACAAAGUAAAUGGCCUUGUAGAGUAAAAUACUGACGGAAAUAAACAAUUCUCUGGGUUGUAUUCAGUUAUAUCCAAAUCAAAUUCGAAGUAGACAGACUGCAAAUUAUAGUAGUUGCUAAAUAUAUAUAUAUAUAUACGUGUCCCAACUGUUCAUCAGUAGGCUGCCUAAAAUGUGUGCAAUUCCACAACUGGUUUUGGCUCCAUUAAAUCUAAAAUUAUUGUCUAAAUUUUAGAUGUUGAAAAUUCAGAGAACAUCACUCAGCCUGAGGAACCCGCCAGUGCACUUCCGGCCCCAAUGUAUUCAAUCGGCACACCAUCUUCUUCAGAUGAAAACCUAUAUCAAGAUGUUGAGACACAUUCAGACAGUGGUAAUUUGAUACCAAUAUCUAGUGAUCUUACAUCACACAGCAUGGAAGUUCCAACCAAAGAACAUGGGAGUAAAGAAACACAAGUCCUUAGAGGUGAUUCCAGAGAAGAAAAUAUGGAAGGUGACACUGAUCAUGAAAUGUCCACUCCUUCUGUCAAAGACUUUGAUAAUUCUCUGCAUGCUGCAGAGAGAACAGAUUAUAACUUGCAAGGCGAUAAGCUUUCUUCAUUGUUUGAGACUUGUGUAGUGUUGGAUGAGUCUCCUAAAUUGCCUGGUCAAAAUUUCACUACAAAAGGUGAAACAGGCUAUUUACAGGCUGAACUUGCCUCUAAGGAAGAACUCAUUCAAAAUGAAGAACAUGAUGAACUUCAUGAACUGGAAAGAGAUCUUGUCUCUGAUGUUGAAAUGGAGAUCUCUAAGCAUGGUGCAGAUGAAAGUAGUUUUAACCUGAUCGACAAACCAGGUGACUCUUCUGACAGAGUAAAGAGCAAAGACAAGUUGAGCAUUGCACUACAUCAAAUGGAAUCACAACUUGCCACUUUGAGGUAAAAUAGACCUGUCCUGAAGUUAAAGGACUGAGUGUGAUAUGAAGAACUGUAUGGAUUAAGUAGGCAAAUAAUACCCUCCAAAAACUGCACAAUUCUUCAUGUCCUAUGAAAGCUGAAUUCAAUAUAUAUGUUUUACUACAGUAUUUGUUUUGAAAAAUUUUCAAGCGGAUGCAUUCCUUACCUCUUUACAUACAUUUUAUUCAAAAUGUUGCCUGUUUUUGAUUCAGGAUGAAUGGAUAUUAUUUGUUUGCAAAUAUUCUUCAAAAAGCAGUUGACCUUGACAUCUUUCGGCUUUGUGUAUAUAGAAGUUUAAUGUUAUGCCAUAUUCAUGAGCUCUGCUUUGCCAUAAGAGCUUAGUAUGAAAAAGCCACAACCAUUAAUUUAUACUAAAGAGGACAGGAAGCACAAAAUCUAGUGGUACACAGAGAUGGGACUACUUUAUGCACCCAGCCCAAGACUGGGUGGGUCAUGUGGGCCUUUGAACAUGAAGUAACUGUAUCAUUGUCUUGAAACUAGUUCAUAAGGGUAAAGGGAACUUGGGUUACUAGGGCAGGAAAUGGUAGUGAAUUAAACUGUUCUUUGUUUUUAUUUUGCUUGCACUUGAAGUGAUGACAAGCAGUCCCUUACAAGUCUUGAGGAGGAGUUAUUCAAACUGUAUACAGACACAGAGGGUACCAUCAGUGAAAAGAAACAACAGAUUAAGAAACUACAACAGGAAGAAAGUCAAGCUCUCGCAAAUGAUAACUAUGAUUUAGCAGAAGAAAUCAGCAGUAGACUGGAGCAACUGAAAAUAGAUUUGGAAUUUUCACGGUACAGGCUUCCAGCUCAAGAUGAAAAGGUACUAAACAAUACUCUUCUACUGCAAAUGCUUGAAUGUUGUAGAGUAUUUUAAAACUCUCUCGAUUUUUCUCCACAACAGUCUGUAACUAAAGACACUGCCAUAUAUUUAUUUGUGAUAGGAAAGUACAGUCAAAGCCUUCUUAACAGACAUUCUUUGGUCUUGUUAACUCAGUUGAUAAAACUUAAUUUUAUUAAUUUUGGUGCCCCCUCGCGCCCCCACAGUGCCCGGUGCUCACACUGGGGCACCACCCUUGUCCCCACUACACUUACAAAAGCCAUUCCUGUCAGCAUCCAGCCCCGGUUGCGGACACUGAACUUCUUAUGCUUAACAAGGAUGUUCGCUUAAGAGAGUUUCAACUGUAAUGUCCUCUUCUUUGGUGAAAUUUUUUCCUCUUUUGCCCCAUGUAAUGUAAUCCAAGUCAGUCCUGGAUUCAGGAUUCCACGGAUUGGAUUCCAGAUUCCUUGUCAGCAGAAUAUGGAUCCUGGAUUUCAAUCGUUAGUGAGAUUCCAGGUUCCUUGAGCUGGAUUCCAGCUUCUAAACCCCAGGAUUCUGGAUUUCACAAGCAGAAAUUUGCCGGAUUCUUUAAUCCGGAUUACCUUAAGCCUCCUACGCAGAUGUUCUUAGGGGUUCGUCACGUGUUCCUUGAGCGCGUGACGAACCCGCGGGAGGCUAGAUUACCUUACACUGGGCGACCUCUUUAUUACUUGCAAGGUGGAGAGAGCUUUGAAGCUAAGAGCAGAAGUAGCUGAAAAAGAAGCUACAAUUUACAGAGAGAGCCAAGCAGCACUGGAACAAGCGCGCAAGGAACAACAGGAGUGUCUGAUCAGCCACAAAGAGAUGAGUACGCUGUGGGGUGCAAAAGAAAGGCAACGCCUCAAUGCCGACCGAAUGAGGCUGGAACGAGCUAGGGAUCACUUGAGGCUUGACAAAGAACACACGGAGGCUGAAAAGAUGGAAUUAGGUAAAGAGAUUACACAACAAACAGAGGCGUUUCAGUUGAAGAAAGAAGAACUCAUGCUAGAGAGGGGGAUACUGCAGGUGAGGGAAAGGCUAUAAUUUAUGUAUUUAGUACGAAGCACUAACUUAGAACUCUGUUUUCACGCCCCCUACUGGGACCUGCAUUUCUACGUCGACAUCAGAGCUAAGCAAAGGUCUCACCGUUUGCAGGGCUUUUCCUGACUUAUUUUAAGACCAUGAGUAUUGGUUCUUCCACGGGGGUUCGCCCCGUGACCUCCCGCUCUGCAGGCCAGUGUUCAGUGUCUGCUGACUAAGAUGGUCCGCAAUAGGGUUCUUCAAUCCCGUAAUCCCGAGGGUUAUUUUUGGCGUCCCACCUCCCGCGUAUACUUUCAGUCCCGCAACUCGUCCUAAUUGGGCUUUCAAAUCCCGAAUCCCGAGCUUCAAAUAAAGGAAAUCCCGGGUCCCGAAAAACCUACUAACAGGAGCUAACUAGAACUAAUUUGAUGCUGCCUGUUAGAAACUUCCAAUAAAAUACAACUCCUCUUGUUCUGGCCUGGACAUGUAUGCAAAAAAUAAUUGAAUACUGACUUGCGUUCACUUUUUUCAACUUCAAACUUGAACACAAGUAACUGCACACAGGAGAAAUGGGCGCGGAGUGAAACAAAUUUUAAUAGGGAGCUCAAGCAAUUACAAAGACGACAGCAACGAGUAUGCGGACUAACUAUACUUUUUGUAGAAAAUGAAAUCGACAACUUUGCGCGUGCAUCACAGUUUUGGCUUCCUUUAUUUGCCGUCACUUUACAUCAGUUUUCUAAUGCCGCAUUUUAUGGAGAACGUGGUGGAAUCCGUCCUUAUAAUUAAAAUCAAAUUAGCCACACCAUUUUUUUUGGGGGGGGGGGUUGGCGUCAGAUUUUCUUGCAAAAGGGUGGUCAGCAAAUGCAGUAUUGCUUAUGUUCCUUUUUGUAGCGUAUUGCAUUAUCUUACACAUGGAUGCCACGAACGCGCUGAUCGAUAGCCAGGCCAUGGUAGAACGAGUGGUGUGUUACAUCACAGCUAAGCCGGCCGGCGAUAACCUCGAAAGCGGAAGUGCAAUACGCCACUUGCACAUCUCCUAUAAUGCAUCUUAUUUGCCCACCCCCCUCCCCCCCCAAAAUGAAGAAAAUUUGCAUAAGCAUUGCUUUCAAUUUCUCUUGAGAAAUGAAAAACCAUGGUUAUGCAAAAUUUUGGGGCCAAAUAAGGUGUGUAAGUGGCGCUAUGCAAAUAUAUGCAAUGUGAGCGCAGGUUUGCGUGACCCGGCAAUCCAAUAUGGCUUGCAUAUUGUUGCUAACAGACGACUGUCUCCACAGAAUUGUUUCCUUUAUAGACGACCCAAGUUCUUUUCACAGCAUCGCUCUAACCUGCAAGAGACUUCUGCAAAUUACCAGCAACACGAGAAGCGUUUUGCAUACGAAUCUUGUACGACUGAAAGCCGAGUACUUCAUGAAGUGUUUUCUAGUCGAGAACGGUUGUGAUUAUGAUACGUUUGGCAGGUUCAGAGACUUUCUCAAUGAAUCUGCGCGACUUAUAGAGGUUAAGGGAAUGCUUUCCUACGACAAAGUGAUCGAAAUAUGGCAAAGAAACGGACCCGUGGUGGCUAAACUCUUUACUUGGUUCAGAGAUAAAGAAUUCAGCGUCGAAGAAGGUGAACCCAGAGCGACAUGUUUUACCGAACAUCGGAAGGUAGAACUUUAUUUACCCAGCUGCGGAAAACGCAUGGUGAUAGAGACUUCAUACUUCAAUGAUUAUGGCCACAAUUAUGAUCCCGAACUGAGCAUUCGUGUAACUUGUGGAGAUUUAGAUGUCACUUCUGAAGGUUUUGCCAGCUCCUCGCCAGCAGAUUACAUGUAUUGGGCGGAAAAAGAAGUCGCUGGUGCAGUGGAGCCGAUGAAAGGUGUCAUUGCACUUCUGCAGAAAGUGCUCGGCGAGACCGUUCCCUCAAUAACAAGUCAUUUCUUUAUUUGGCUUUGUUACUUUUUCCCAGAUGCUUCUAACCUGGAUGAAGCACACAGACUUAGUUUCAAAGAUGCUGGUAGAAAUGUAAAACCUAGCUAUGCUUCAGUACAGCCUGCCAUAAACGAGUUCCAACAAGAUCAACAAAUCGAAACCAAGUUGGAAAGGCUGGUAGCUGAACUCAACAGAGAGGAAGACCAAAAGUCCAAAUAUUCUAGUUUGUGUGCAGAGGCUGUCCGUACGUUAUCCCAGAGAUCAGAGGCCAAAAUUGUUAAGCAGCUCGAAGAACAUGCACCGAGAUUCAGAUCAGUUGUAACUGACUACGACAUGAGGGAACUGCCCAAAGAACUUCUGCUUGAUCUGGUUCUACGAACAUCUUUAGAGAAACGUGGCUAUCGACCCGGUGCUAUUGCUGACAAAUAUGUUGAAGGCACAGUAUAUUUCAGAUGCGUUGGAGGCAAAGUCAUGAAAGUUCAUGGAUCAAUGCAUGGUGAUGGUGCGUCGUACCCAACUUGGGACGAAAUGGAACUUAAAUUUACUUUACCAGAUGGUAACGUUUUAAGCCUGGAAGGCCGAAACAGGCCAUUACAAAUUGAAGAUCUAACACCGGUCACAGAGCUUCUACGACAAGGUGUCAGUCAGCGAAUGCAAGAAGAAAAGCACAUACCUAAUUUUGGUAACUUGUUCACGGCUGCAUUCUUCUUAUCUGCCCUGGGGAUGAAUGUGGAUUCAGAGACCUUCUUAGGAAGAUAUGACAAACUGAUCCCAUCAGAGUCGGAGGAUGAAUCUUCAGCUGAAGAAUUAUCUGAAUCAGCAGAAGAAUUAUCCGAAUCAGCUGACGAAUUACCAGGAUCGGCGGAAGGAUUAUCAGAAUCAGUCGAAGAAUUAUCAUAGGAAAGUUAAACAUGGCGUUCUCAAUUAGCCAACUACCAACAAGCUGCUAUCACUUUAGAGCUUGCUGUAGACAUUUCAACUGCCGAUUCUAAUCACACUUGCUGUUUUCAGUUCUAUCUCGUAAAGUACUUCAAAUGAGUGUUCAAGUGUUUUGUUUAUGGUGUAAAUGCACCCAGCAUCUCUGACUACAAUCGGCAACAAAAUUGUAGAGACACAAUUUUUUUCAAAUGAGGUAUAGUAAGGAAAACAAACAAUCUGAUAGCAUACAGUAAAGGUUCCUUGUUGUCAAAUGGUAAACCAAUCACUCCACUGUAAUACAUUUUUCCUCUCCUCAAGGUUGUAGGUUUCUAUUAAAUUAAGUUUUGUUGCUGGUGGUAUUUCCUUUUGUGAAAUCAAGUUUACAAGCAACGUCAGAACGUAAUAAACUAAAAUUUGACAGUUCUCAGUGGUCUGGAUUAAAUAUAAUGAUCUUAGAAACUGCAGAAUACAAUUCUGAAGAAGAAAAGGGUGGUAUGCCAAGAUAACGCUAGCUGGUUGUACAUUUCCUAAUCUACUGACACUAGUAUAUUACCUUUAGGCAGUUUCUCAUCCAAUUUGUUUUACAAUUUUAGUGCGUCCUUGAUUGUUCAGAAAAUUGCCCUGGGCCGGGUUGUUCGAAGCUGGGUUAAGAUAACCCAGGGUCAGUGCGAAAUUUGAACUCAGAUAUGAGAGCUUAAAAAGCAAAUUCAGCUUAAUUCACUUUGUCAUCCAGACUCUGAGAAAAGGGGUGGGGGGGAGGGGUGUCUCAAAAAACUCUUUUUCGGCCCUUCGGGCCUCAUUUUGGUCUAAAAAUAAAUAAGGGGGGUGCAGGGCCACUCCCCUGGAUCCGCCACUGAUGAUUCAGGUACGGAUGCAAGAAUUUAAAUUCGGAGGGGUCCAAAAGUGUGAUGGGUUAAAGGUUAUUUUCUAGUAAACUUUAUUUUCGUAGAUCCCUAUAUGCCAUCCCGCAAUGCAGUAAACAAUUUUAUUCACAUGGCACUUAUUCGCCCAGUUACUGAAAACGUCUCUGGUCUGCAUGAUGGAUGCAUUUAAGGCGUCUGGAGACCCCCGACCACCUUCCUCCCCCCCGCUUUCCUGAUUCGGCCACUGCGAUUGCACCACCCCUGAAAAAACUGUUUUUGCGCUUUCCAAGACAAAUUGUAGAAUGGGGUGGGAGCGGCGGUCGUUGCACCAGGCACGGUCUUGUAACUUCUCUUGUAACGGUGUAACAGUAGAAAGCUUUCCGGAUUCGAGAACGAGGACAGGACGACUUCGAGGACGAGAUUUAACUUCAAGUUUUUUUUUCGCGUAUUCUCAAACAAUAGAUACUGUAAAAUUCCGAAAAUAAGCCCCUCCAAGUAUAAGCCCCUCCAAAUAUAAGACCCCCAAACUUGUAACGUAAAGAACCGUCCGUUAAAUCGCCAACCUCGUCCCCAGGGCCCCACCCAUUUUUUAAGGGAAAAGCCCUGGGGACGAGGUUGUUAAAUCGCCCCUCCAUAUAUAAGCCCCCCUGGGGCUUGUACUGGGAAAUUGCCCUCAAAUACAAAGUAAAACAAAGCAAAAACGGUAAAUUUCCUUCCAACUGUAAGGCUAGCCCACUCGAUUUUGAAACGCAAAUUUCCCUCCAUAGACAAGCCCCUCCGAAUAUAAGCCCCUCAAAAAAGGCCUUUGAAAAAUAUAAGACCCGGGGCUUAUUUUCGUAAUUUUACGGUACCCCGGAAAGCUGCAUUGUACGUUUUUCCAUCAGAAAAGUUAGCACUAUUAUAUUUAGUGAAGGAUGAUAAGCCCUUUACCGAUCCUAAAAUGAUAAAACUUCUAAUAUUUGAGAACUUGUUUCCGCCACUAUGGUACUCUCGCCAAAAUUCGUAGCCGAAUGACGAAGGCUUUUACGUUUUCCCGCCAAAAUGACGCUGGUUCACGCGCGUGCACUAAAAAUCUCGUUAUCGUAGUCGUUCCCAUCUUUGAAUCUAAAGGUCUCUAAAAUAGUGAGACAGGUUGCAAGAAAAACGGCAACGACUGACAGCCCGGCCGAUAGACUAACAUACGAAUGUCUCAGUACAUUCAAACCUCCCGUAAGCGACCACCCAAAAUGCGAAGAUUCAGUGGUCGCUUACGAGAGGUGGAAGUGUCGGUAAAUACAAACCAUGCCUUAAGUGGUCCAUUACAGGGGAAUGAAGCAAGGGAAACUUCUAAAGCCGUUAUGUAAAAAAGUGGUAGCGGUCGUUUACGAAAGGUUCCACCUGAAGUAAUUUCACUGGAAAAAGUUGUGAUAUUUUGGAUACGUGCAGUGCCGGAUCCGGACCUUGAGAUAUGCGGGGAGGGGGGGGUCAUCCAAACUCUGAGAUAAGAGGGGGACCCCCGGUGUCCCCCCCAAAUUUUUUUCGGCCUAUUGGGCCUCAGUUUGGUCUAAAAAUAAAGUGGGGGGCGCCGCCCGGGCCCCUCCCCUGGAUCCGCCGCUGAGGUGGUCGCUUAUGGGGGAUGGUGGGACUUGGGGAUUCGACUGUACGUUUUUUUUUUUUUAACUCUUAUAUGUAUAUUUUGUUUGUUUGCUUGGUUUUGAGGGCGAAAUUUUAGCAUUGGAAGCAAAGCUUAAGGAGUUAAAUGAAAAAGAGGCCGAGUUCACGGACGCCAUUAAACAGCAGGAGGGGAAAAUUGAAUCAGUGAAAAUGGAGUUCGCCCCUCAGCAAAACGCCCUUGACAAACGGCAAGAAGAAAUAGAAGAAAGAGAAAAAACAAUACAGCAGGAAUAUGUGAGUAACAAGACGCCUAUACAAGACGUGCAUUGUGCUGCAGUACUGUAAUGUGUAUAGCUACUUCCAUACCGAGAAAUAGAUCGAAAUAGAAAAACAGAUCACGCUCCAGGGGGACAUAUUAUUUGCCAAUGGCAGACCAAUAAAAAGGAGAUUACUGCAAGUGUGAAACGUUUCAAAAUGGGUUUUUAGGGUAGGCUGAGAGACGGUUGAUUUCUCUCAAUAUUUUUGCAACUCCUUGGAAAAAUCCGCUUUUUCAACUAAUCGGAAGUUCAACAAUCGUUGUCCUCAAUAGUUCACAAACCUUUUUUUCCGCUUUUGAGGCCAGCGACAGAUUUGACUCUAAACAAAGCUGUCAAAGUUGGUCUGAAAAAACUCGUCAUACGAUUUUUCUCACUCAACCAUGAAGAAAUGUAUAUUUCUUAGAGUACUUUGUAAAACGUGUGCAAUUCACAAUUGAUUUUACGUUCCAAAGGUUUGAGACUUUUCUUCUAAUCAGAAUCUAGCAAUACCAAACCAAAGACAUCAGUUGAAAACCACCCUGUCUGAUGAAAAGAGAACUCAUUGUCUGUAUGAACAACAUAUUUGUCAUUUCUUAUAGGAGAUGUUGUUAUCGACGCAGAAACAGUUUGAUGAGAAAACUGCAGAACAUUGUACAGUAGAGGAGCAGUAAGUAUGCUGGUUCAUUUCUUUGCCGUCACUGCCUGGCAACGACGUGAAACGUCAUGUUUAGAUGAGGACGUGAACACAAUUCUGCGUCUGUUUAUCUUUUUCUGAACUUGAAUCACGGUCCUCAAAAAUGCGUACUUCAGGAAGAAUCAACUACAUUUGACAAGAACAAACAAACAAAAACGAAAUGAAAUGGGAAAAUGAAUGAAAUCGCCAGUACUCGAGCUUUCUACGUCAACUCAGUUGUUAAUGGAAAUGUUGUUCCUACGUUGUUAUGUUUUGGACUAUCUUUCCCAAUAAUAUUUCCCUUUUUUGUUUUAAAUAGCUUGACUAAAGAUUUGUCUGCUGCAUCCAAAGAAUUAGAGAAAUCCAAACAGAUCAUCAAAGAGCUGGAGGAGAAACAACAAUCUGUACAGACAUUUUCAAGCAUGGAACACUUUACUUUCACAAAAGAUUGUGAACUAGCAAGGUAGGUCCAGGGUCCUGUUGUUCAAAGGGUGGAUGACGUUAUCCUUUGGAUAAAUUUCUACCCAGCGGAUAGCGCUGUCUUAUCCCUUAAUACGUAUCCGCUGGAUAGUGGAUUAUGCGGCGGAUAUCGCUAUGCAUCGUAUUCUCCUGGGGUGACCAGGAGAAAAACCAACAUCUGACAUGCACUUAACACGCUACUCUGUCCUUGUGGUUUGAUCAGAAUCUGACGCAUGCGUACUGCCAUAUCUUUCCAGCAGCUUUCAGGUAAUGGGGGAAGAGGUAAAUCUUUCAUCUUUUCUGAGGGGCUGUUUACAUGACACCGGGGCGACUUUCGCGCCGGAGUGAGUUCACUCCGGUUCCCUCUCAUGGCUCUACAUUUGUUUACAUGAUACCACGACAAAAUGUAAUGCUGGUGUGAAUCACCCCGGUUGUUGUACCGGGGCGAGAAUUUCACUCCGGUACGAAAUCUCGCAACGGUAUCAUGUAAACGCGAAACGCGUUUCGGUGUGAAAUCGGUCUGCCGGUAGAAUGGAACGGGUAGCGCAUGCGUAAUGUUUGCGAUUUUGAAUCUUACUUGUAUUUUAUCAACAUGAAGUGUACCUUCAAAUAACGAGAUAUGAAAUGACCCAGUCAUAAUGUCAACGCGAUACGAAAUAAAAAAGUCAUCCCGGUAUGAAACUCGCGCCGGUGCAAGUUUUCUCAUGUAAACACCCCGUGAGGCACUUAGUCAAGUUAUAAACUAGCUUACCUCCGAGUAUCACAAGACACAGCUAGGUUGGCAAUACAUUACAAGGACCACCAAUACCCAAUUGAUUUCGCUGUUAUGUUUGCCAUUGUUAUGGGCUCAUUCUGUAGGUAAAUCUAAUUUGGCGCUAAGCAGAACUUGUAUGCUGCUUUUAUUCUACAUUAGACUUCAUGCCAAGCAGAGGGAAGUCUACCAGAAAAUCAAGGCUUUGUCAAACAAGAUUCAGCUCCGACAAAGAGGCGUACUAACAUUGCGGAAGAGUUUGAAUGAAAUCGAAUCACAGAUCUCUGACCUGGACGCGGCCAAAGAAAUAGCAAAGCAAGGUAAAGAGAAGAGAAAGAUAAAAAUGUGCACGAGGCCACAGGUGUGGUACAAGCACCCCGGGAGAGUACUCCAGAAAAUUUCGGUUGAGGUGACUGUGGCAUGCCCUAUUUUAGACCAAAAUAUGUGAUUUUCUCUACCCUGUUUAAGACCUGAACCACUGUUCUCAAAGAGACGAAUGAUAAAAAAUAUUUAUGUCCAAUGGCGCUGCGCACAGUUUAUAUUUAGUUAUAGAACUGAACUCAAACAAACAAAUUCAAAUUAUUAUUAGCAAAUUCACUUUUGUUUGUUUGUUUUUUUUUUCAUUUAAAUUUCAUGUUUGUCUGACUCUUGUCAUUAAAAAGACAAAAGUCAGAAAAAAAAAUUGCAAAUUAGUCACGGUGACGUCACUUGUGCGCUGUGGUAUUUUAGACACUGGUUCUAGAGAGUGCAGCACCUCACCCUAUUUCAGACCCAUACGGGUAAAAUCUAUACGCACUGUCAGACCGAAAGGGAUUAAAAACUUUGGGACUGCAUAUAGCCAUAUAGUGAGUAUCUGUUGGCCAGGCCCCAGUAGUUCAAAAGGGGGAUAACGCUAUCCACUGGAUAAGUCUCUAUCCAGUGCAUAAAGGAAUUGGUUUCCCUGAAAUCUAUCCGGUGGAUAGCGCUAUCCAACGUUUGAACAACCAGGGCCAGAACUGUUUUGUUGUGUUACUUUUGUUGCUGUUUAGAAAGAAACUUUAAAGAAGCUAAAAGGUUGAAGGAGGAGAGUGAAGCUUUGACGAAACAAGGAGUUGAAAGCCAAGGAAAACUAGAGUCUUUGCUAGAAGAAAUCACCACAGAUAAAAAAGUACUCCAAAAAGCCGAACAAGAGAAUAACGACUUGGAAACAGAAAUUGGUGAAAAAGAACGCCAGGAUGGUAAUUGCGUUAACCUCACUUUUUAUCGUGCUAGAACACCGACAGUUCAAAACAAUCAACUACGAUACUGCCUACAAUGAUAUCCAAACACCGAGUAGUAAUUAUCAUACACGAGAGGGAGUGUUUCAACUGAUAUCCAACACCGAGUAGUAAUUAUCAUACACGAGAAGGAGUGUUUCAACUGAAAUCUAAACACCGAGUAGUAAUUAUCAUACACGAGAAGGAGUGUUUCAACUGAUAUCCAAACACCGAGUAGUAAUUAUCGUACACGAGAAGGAGUGUUUCAACUGAUAUCCAAACACCGAGUAGUAAUUAUCAUACACGAGAAGGAGUGUUUCAACUGAUAUACAGACACUGAGUGGUAAUAUAUCAAACACAUACUAUUUCUUACGAUAAUUAAUGUGAAACACGAGGCACAGUGUUUCAUUGCAUCAAACACAGAGAAGAGAGUUGAAAAUAAGACCCAUACCGGAGUAUCUUCCAAGGAACUUAGAGGUAUUUGAUAUUUUAAAGGAACAUUGCUAUGAGUGUUCCAUAACUUAACAAAGAAAAUACUUUCAAAGAGAUAUUAGGGAAGAAAAAACAAGGAACUUUUCAAGGAAUAUCCAAAAACAUGGUUUUGAGUUGUUUGGAAGUUGAAAACGCCUCUUUGCAGAUCAUUUAUUUUGUUCUCUGGAACAUUUUUCGUAUCAGUCCGCAUGGUCAGAGGAUUUUUUGUAUACUGUUAUGUAACGUCAUUUCAAUUCUCUUGUUGAUUCACCGUAGCUACUUUUUUGUUCACUUCAUUUCGCAGCUUUUGUUACCGUGGAGAAGGCAUGUCUUGUGCUUCAGACACUCCGUGAUCAAAUCAACAGGUAGUUUAAAGUUUUUGUUGACAUUAAACUCAUAAAGAGCGGGCGUGGGGGAGGGGGAUUGGAAGGGGAGGGGGGGGUGGUCGGGACUUUAUUACUUGCUGAGAUAAUUUUGUGAUAUUUACUGAUCUCUAAAUGCAUAAUCGAGGGGAAAUAAGAGACAAAAAAUUCUAAAACCGUUGAACUGUUUUGUUUAACUUUGUAAUCUUUUUAUGCAGAAUUGAUGGUAAGAACCUCGUGAAGGUGUUGCUACAGACCGAAGCGAAAACUUGCAAGGUGCGUGUGCCGUGUUAAGUUACCCUCUAGGUCUCUUUUUGGUGAUAAAAUACCUUUUUAGUUGAGUGUCUUACAACCAAAGCAAUCGCUCUAUUAUCUAGAAAUCACUCACGUAAGCACUCAACUUAAUUCUCACGUUCCUUUUCAGAAUCUCAUAUCAGACUUGUGUAACAAGCACGACAUUCCAAUCCCAGAAAUUAGACACAGUGUGGACGAUGAGGAAAAACCCCAGAACAGCAGUGGGAGUAAUGUAAGUUAUCGUCCAUUGUGGUGGCUAUUACUGGGAUGUUAACCAAUAUACACGACUAAUUUUUGACGGAAUUACUCUGAAUUACUGCAGUAAAUCUCACGGCUAUCACUUUAGAUUUUAGGGUGACAAAUAUUACCCCUUUAAAGGAACGACGAUUUCACCCGUCAUCUAAUAGGAAAUUCCCUCGGGUCACACAGUAAACGAGAAUAGGCGCCAGUAAACUAACAUGUGUAUAUUAGAUACCUGUUCUGUUUGUCCUUUAGAAGGAGACAUCUCAACCUCAUGAGACGUCAGAAUGUGAGAGCUCUGAAAAAGAAACGAAGAGAUUCGAGGAAUUCCAGGACAAACUAACCGAACUGGAAGGAAGGUUGGAAGCUGUGGUGGAAGUAGAAGAUUUCGAUGAAGCUGAUAUCCUUUAGAUAUAAACCAAGGCUACCCUAUAGGUAGUUUCGUUAACUGAAUGAGAAUGAUAGUUUUUAAAAGAAAGGUUUUUGCUGUCUCGGUGGAGUACAUUGCAAUUUAGUCGGUUAUUUUCCCUCAAACUUGCUCUUUAUGCAAGGCGAAACGCGUGAAAAAGGUUCAACAUUUAGACAUAACUUGUUGAUUUGUCAUAACUUUGAUAAAUUAAUGAAUUUUACAAACGAAUUUACCUCAUAUGUACUUAAUUUCACGUUUCUCGCGAUUGUGAGUAAAUCGCGAAAUUAACUGAAGACCCACGAUAAAAAUCCUCGCGAAAUUUGAUGCCCUUUCUUUAUACAGUCGACUCUCUCUUAACGGACACCUCUACAAGACGGACGCCUUUGUAAAACGGACACUUAGAGUUGGUCCCUGCCUUUCUUUACUCCCUUCACUUAGUGCCGGUCCCAAAGGUGUCCGUCUCUAGAGAGAGUUGACUGGAUUGUCCUAUUUAACUCGCGAAUUAAUGCCCGGCGGAAUACUGUCUCGCCAAAAUCGCGAAAUUAAGUACCAAUAACGUAUUACAAUAUCUGACAACAGUGUUGUGAGUGGGUGUUCCGACUGUUCCACCGUAUCGUAAAAACACGCAUGCUGGUGGACUAUAAAGAAGAGCUGUUUCUAAAGUUGGCACGGCGGUCGCCUUUCUUUGUACUGACAUUCAUUGCUUUACUUCCUUAACACGUAAUCAGACAGGCUUCAACAGGAAAUAACCAAGCUCAAAGAGAUGAUGGAAGAGAGAGCAGGUCAAGUGUAAGACAAAGAGAAACUUUACCCCAGAGAAAUGCAACUUGACAGACCAGGUGACGAGUUAAUCCAGCAGGAAACUGAAGACAGGCUUGCAAAUUGUUUUACUUCGAAAUACAGCGGUAACCUCUUGAUGGUCAAAAGGAAUUGUGACGUUGGUUCUGAUGUACACUGGUACACUUGGUGGUCAGCUCUCAAAUCUCGCGCUCUUUUUAAACCAAUCAGAGACAAGCACACUGCCGUUUUCGCGCGCUUUGCGGUAGCAGCACUGCCUCGUACCCAGACGUCUCUCUUUCGAUGUGCGCGCAAAGGAAGGCGGAAAGGAGACAACGGGCGAGAACGUCUGCACCCUUCCCAUGGUCUCUUGCGGUUCAUCACCAGUCACUCGCGUUUCGCGCUCGCAUCUGCCAUGCGAAAAACGAAGCGCGUGAGGAGGAGGCUGGUAGCAACAUGCGUUUACUUCACGUUCUUAUAGUGUUAUUGGAUUGUUUUGCGUAGCUGACGUCAUUAGCCAUGGUGAUCACUUUGUUUUUGGUUUUGAAAUCGCUCUAAUUGACCAUGGUAACCUAACACUUUGCAGCCGACGACAAGGACACGUAAAGUGUAUAACCUUUCUCUUAAUAAUUGUUUGGAUCCUUACGGAAUCACAUAACCAGGAUAAGCCUCUGACCUUAGAGACACAUUUUACCGUAAUCUUAAUGGCUGCUACAAAAAGAUAAGAUUAAAAAGUGAAAUGAUUUUCGAAUUUGAAAACCGGUAAUGGACCACAGUCAACAAGCGAAACGAAGUAAAACUUAACGUGUUUUCAAAAGAUAAGAACCUAAGUUUCAUUAUAUAUUUUCUGAAAUAUUCCGAGCCUUUUGAUGUUGCCCAGCGUUUCGGCUUUCUCCAUAAACAACUUUACUGUGUACUUGGCCUUAAACGUUUUGGCUUUGGAUUAACUCUAGGUUUCUAACCUAGAUAAGACUACGUAGUUUAUAGUUCCUUAACAUAUCACACAUCAAAAUUUCAAAGAAAAACGGUAGCUAGAAAAAUACUCUUUAAUAGUUCACUCUUUCAUUAGAUACUUCUACAAAAAUAUCUGGGC
Porites lobata is the source of this 18349-nucleotide messenger RNA. The record is from the annotation of a GenBank genome assembly. Lineage: Eukaryota; Metazoa; Cnidaria; Anthozoa; Scleractinia; Poritidae.